Molecule: messenger RNA, 3728 nt
Organism: Ananas comosus (pineapple)
Lineage: Eukaryota; Viridiplantae; Streptophyta; Magnoliopsida; Poales; Bromeliaceae
Product: protein FAR1-RELATED SEQUENCE 5-like
Exons: 2
Coding region: 734-3349 (871 amino acids)
Biological process (GO): regulation of DNA-templated transcription
Molecular function (GO): zinc ion binding
Source: RefSeq, a predicted model, not a curated record
GAUGAGGGGAGUUGUCGACUCUGUUUGCGGUGCGCAGGCGGUAGGUUUUAGGGUAUCGUCACACCCCCACGCCAUCGCCGCGAAGGAGACGAAGAAGACGAAGCGAGAGAGAGAGAGAGAGAGAGAGAGAGAGAGAGAGAACCAUCGCCGACUCUGGAAGUAGAAGAAGUCGAAUUUGGCGCUGCAGUUCGAAUUCUGUGAUCCGAAAAAUGGUUUUUUUUGGGGGGCGUUUCUUCGUUCAUGUGCAACUACGAGCUCUUCGUGCGUUUUUUCCGUGCGGAUUGGUCGAGUUCCGUGACCGAUUUGUGAUCUUGUUGCCGUUUCUGUGGAUUAUGUGUUGGUAAUUGAUGAGGCGUUGCGGAAAAAUGCCUCCUUUGUAAUCGCGAGCUCAGUUAGAUAUGGGAAAUCUUAGGUGUCGUUUGAUCAGUUGCUUGAUUGAUUGCAGAGUAGAAUUAUUGUGUAAAAAUCAGUAUUUUGAUUACUUGUCUGUGAGCUCCAAUUCAAAUUCAAUUCGGGAUAAGCUGGUGGUGUGAAUUCUUAUCAUGUAGGUGUCGUUUGCUUAGUUGCUUGAUUGCGGAGUAGAAUUAUUGUGUAAAAAUCACUUCUUUGAUUACUUGUUUGUGAGCUCCAAUUCAAAUCCAGUUUGGAAUGAGCAGCUGCAGGUGUUUUUAAUUCUUCUCAUGGGAGCAGCUGAGGAGGUUCACUGAAUUUAGGGUUUCAGUUGUUGCUCAGAAUGAUGGAUGGGCACCCGCACGGGCUGAUCGACCAGCCCGUCGACCUCGAGGAUGAGAACAUCAACUUCUGGGCCACGCUCGGAGUCAGCCCGCAUGUCCCUGUCGUCGAGCCGCCGCCACCGGACCACCCUAUUACCCCUCACCAUCACCACCCUGUUGUUCACCACCACCACCACCACCACCAAAUUGAACAACAGCAGCAGCAGCAGCAGCAGCACCUUGAGCUUGUGGAGCCGCAAUCCGCGCGGCGAGAGCUUUUCCCCACUGAGGGGGACCCACGCCUUGAGCCCUUCCUGGGCAUGGAGUUUGAGUCCGGCGAGGCGGCCAAGACCUUCUACAUAGCCUACGCCGGCCACGUGGGCUUCUCCAUCCGCAUUGCUCGCUCUCGCCGGUCCAAGUGCAAUGAAUCCGUCAUCAUGCUACGUUUUGUAUGCUCAAGAGAAGGGUUCAGCCGUGAGAAGCGCAUUACUGCCGGCAAGAAGACCAGAAAGCGUGCCGCAUCGAUUAGAGAAGGAUGUAAAGCGAUGCUUGAGGUGAUUCGGCGGGGAGAUGAGAAAUGGGUCGUGACCAAGCUCGUGAAGGAGCAUAAUCACGAGGUGGGGAUGCCGAGUAGGGUCCAUUAUAUUGAGACUGAGGGUGGCUCUGAGAUUGACCCUUAUGUUGGUAUGGAAUUUCACUGUCUUGAAGCCGCAAAGACGUUCUACUAUUCCUACGCCAGCCGCACGGGGUUCGAAGCUCGUGUUCGGCAAUCUCGCCGUUCGCUGCACGAUGAAUCUUUAAAGAUGUUGAAACUCGUUUGUUCAAAGCAUCGGUACCAUUCAGGAAGGGAGAACAUCGGAGGGGAGGAAGGGAAGCGGGUGCCGAUUGUUGAUCCUUCAAAGGAGGACUGCAAGGCAUUGUUUGAGAUAAUUAGGAAGGACAGCGAUGUGUGGAUGGUCUCCAAGGUCGUGUUGGAGCAUAGCCAUCCGUUGACUCCUGUUCCACCGAGCAAAGUGCGGUGCGUCCGCUCGCAAGGGGAGAUUCUUGUUAUUGCAAAGAACUUUGCCGACACAAGAAAUCUUUUACUUAAUGGUCAAGACUCGCGGUAUCCCAGAGAGAUCCGGUAUAAUGAUUUGGGGCCGGAAGAUGCUCAGAGCCUUUUAGAGUAUUUCAAGAAAACGCAAGAGGAAAAUCCCGCAUUUUUCUAUGCUGUGCAGAUCGAGAAGAACAAUUGCAUGACUAAUAUCUUCUGGGUGGACGCCAAAGCUCGAAUGGCUUACUACCAUUUUGGGGAUGCUGUUAGAUUCGACACAAGAUAUAAGGAUGAUAAGGAAUUAAUACCCAUAGUGACAUUUAUGGGUGUGAACCAUCACGCACAACCAGUGAUAUUUGGCUGUGCUCUACUCGUGGACGAAUCGGAGUCGUCAUUUUCUUGGCUAUUUGAGAAAUGGCUAGCUGCAAUGCCAGCUGGCGCUCCGGUUUCACUAGUAACCGAAUUAAACCGGCCGAUGGCAACAGCGGUCGCUAAGGUAUUCCCUAACACACGACACUUUUUCUGCAAGAAACACGUUCUGAGUACCAUCCAGGAAGACUUACCUGAUUUGUAUACAGAACAUUCCCGUUUUGAAGCCGAGCUAAGGAAGUGUAUUGACUGGUCUGAAUCGAUCGAAUCGUUUGAGUCGUGUUGGGAUGCGAUACAUACCAAAUAUGGCUUGAAGGAGAAUGCUUACCUGCAGUCAUUGUAUGAUAUUCGCCAUCAAUGGGUCCCGGUGUAUGUGAAGGAAACAUUCCUUGCUGAAGUUUCCAUAUCUCAAAGCAGUGAAGGUCUAGACAAGGUUAUUCUGAAGUAUUUUACGGCAAAGACCCAAUUGAGGAUAGCUGUUAGGCAACUCGGACAGGCCCUUGCUAGCCACUAUGAGAAGGAAGCUCAAGCAGACUUUAUUACAAUGUUUGAAAAACCAUUUUUACGGACUGCAUCGCCAAUGGAAAAGCAAGCGGCUGCUAUCUACACCAGGGCUAUAUUCAAUAGGUUCCAGGAGGAAUUUGUUGAGUCCUUGGGUUAUCAUGUGGAUAAAAUUGACGAUAAUAAGUAUCAGGUGACGAGAAAUGACGGCGAUGAGGAGACGCAUACUGUCACUUUUAUUGCCUCUGAGAACAAAGCGCGUUGUACUUGCUGUAUGUUUGAGUUCUGCGGCAUCUUAUGUAGGCAUGCAUUGAGGGUGUUCAUAGUCGAAGGUGUCCGCACUCUUCCGAAAGACUACAUUUUAAAACGGUGGACAAAACAUGCUAAGAGCGGUACUGUAAUGGAUCAUUAUGUUGAACUAAGAGCUAACUGUGAAGACCCUUCAACUGCAAGAUACACUGAUCUCUGUCGUGAUGCCAUUAAAUGUGCAAAAGAGGGCGCGGCAUCCGCCGAGCUGUAUAAAGUUGCAAAGGAUGCGCUUCAGAAGGCUUCAGAGGAAAUCUUAUCUACAAAGCAAAAGAAGGGGCAACCGCCAAUAAUGCAGAUUUUCAUGACAUCACAAAAGAAACAUAGCAAAAGGCUUGGAAAGGUCACGCCGAAAAAGGAUUUUCCUGAUAAGAGUGUGAAAAGGUCAGCAUCGAGAAAUUCAUUAAUUGAGGAUGACAUUAGAUGACCACAAGGCCGCAUGCACAUGUCUUGGUCUGAGAUAAAUUAUAUAUGUAUGCUUCUAGCACAUUAUUGGCGUAGUACCGGCUACGAAAUCAACGCAUCCUUGGUUUGGGCCAUUGCAGAUUGUAAGUAGUUUCGAUAUCAGUCGCGCUAGCCAGAUAAAGAUGCAUUUGUAAAAUAAUUGAAAAUGCUAGUUUUGAUGUAGACAGCAGAAGUCAGCUUUUUGCCUUCCUUGUGUAAGCGGCUGACAUCUACUUGGUUUCUGUUUAAUGUUUUACUUGCAAUUUUGCAGGGGUAUUUAGUUAAAUAUCUCAAGUUAGUUGUAUCUCUUCUUCAAUUCCUCUUUAGUAUGAACUGAGUUAGGUUGUCUAAUUUUUUUUUUU